CACGUUUCAAAACCCCGGGUGUUUGCCCUGGAUAUCGUUGUCCACGUACGAUAUGUCUCAGCUAGUCACCCCAUAGUCUGACCAAAAUUUGUGGGGAGAGACUCGAUGUGGUCUCUGGACCUCGGCUCCCGAGGCAGGAGCUCGUCCCCGCAAACCUCCAGCAUCGCCGAACCAACCGACAGGCGUGGUUGGCGAGUCGCCCCAUCCCUUCAAUUACCCCAGACUCCUCGGACCCUUGGUCUCCAGACUCUUUCCAUUACCGUUCAUCACAGCUUGAAAAGAUUGAGCCAAGAUGUCUGUCCCAUACAACCUGCUUCAGAAUGCCGCCAGUGGCCACAUCCCGGCAUCACAGCGCAUUCCUACAAUUGCGCGACCCUUUGUCAGCGAGAGGGCUGCGAAGACUCUUGACAUUGUCGAGAAGUUCGUCGAAGAGGAAUGCAUUCCCGCCGACCAAGUAUACCUCCGCCAGCUUGGCGAGACGACCAAGGAGCGCUUCUCGGCACACCCCCAGAUCAUCGAGGACAUGAAGAAGAGGGCACAGGAGCUUGGGUUGUGGAACAUGUUCCUUCCCAAGGCACACUUCAAGGAGGGUGCUGGAUUUAGCAACCUUGAGUACGGUCUCAUGGCCGAGUACCUGGGCAAGAGCAGGAUAGCUUCUGAGGCUACCAACUGCGCUGCUCCGGAUACUGGCAACAUGGAGGUAAUUGCCAAGUACGGCUCUGAGGCACAGAAGAGGAAGUGGCUCGACCCUCUGCUGCAAGGCAAGAUUCGAUCUGCCUUCCUGAUGACAGAGCCUCAAGUCGCCUCCAGUGAUGCUACAAACAUCGAGAUGACAAUCACACGCGACGGCGACCACUACGUCUUGAACGGCCAGAAAUGGUGGUCUUCCGGAAUCGGUGACCCCCGCUGCAAGGUCUUCAUCGUCUUGGGCAAGACCGACCCCAACAACGCCGACAAGUACAAGCAACAGUCCGUCAUUCUCGUUUCCAGCGAAACCCCUGGUGUCACCAUCCACCGCAUGCUCUCAGUCAUGGGUUUCGACGACGCACCCCACGGUCACGGUCACGUAACCUUCACCAACGUUCGCGUCCCCGCCUCCAACAUGGUUCUCGGCGAGGGCAAGGGCUUCGAAAUCAUCCAAGGCCGUCUCGGCCCCGGUCGCAUCCACCACGCCAUGCGCAGCAUCGGCUCAGCCGAGAAGGCCCUCGAGUGGAUGCUCGCGCGCCUGAACGACGAGCGCAAGAAGCCCUUCGGCGAGAUGCUGCACAAGCACGGCAUCAUGCUUGAGCGCGUCGCGCGCUCGCGCAUUGAGAUCGACGCCGCGCGCCUCUCCGUCCUCAACGCCGCCAUCAAGAUCGACGAGACCAACGCCAAGGGCGCCCUCAAGGAAAUCGCAGAGGUCAAGGUCCUCGUCCCCGAAGUCAACCUCAAGGUCAUCGACUGGGCGAUCCAGGCCUACGGCGGCGCGGGUGUCAGCCAGGACACCCCGCUCGCGAACAUGUACGCCAGCGGCAGGACGAUGAGAAUCGUCGAUGGCCCCGAUGAGGUGCAUCUGCUGCAGCUGGGCCGCAACGAGAACAAGAGGGGUAUUGCGCACAAGCAGCGGAUCGAGGCACAGCAGAAGAAGGGCGAGGAGCUGUGUAGGAAGUACGGCAUUGAGCCCAGGGAUCCGCUGUAUCUGAACAGGACGAGUGCCGAGGCCGCCAAGUUGUAAAACCUAGAUAUUGUGUAUAGCGUGUAUUGAACGUCGGUGUCUUGGUCA
Molecule: messenger RNA, 1762 nt
Organism: Boeremia exigua
Lineage: Eukaryota; Fungi; Ascomycota; Dothideomycetes; Pleosporales; Didymellaceae
Product: acyl-CoA dehydrogenase/oxidase
Exons: 4
Coding region: 293-1714 (473 amino acids)
Molecular function (GO): flavin adenine dinucleotide binding; oxidoreductase activity, acting on the CH-CH group of donors
Source: RefSeq, a predicted model, not a curated record